Messenger RNA from Rhagoletis zephyria (snowberry fruit fly), 1350 nucleotides. RefSeq names its product Mst89B (gene Mst89B). The record is from RefSeq and is a predicted model, not a curated record. NCBI's taxonomy places the organism in Eukaryota, Metazoa, Arthropoda, Insecta, Diptera, Tephritidae.
UUCUUAUUUUUAUUUUUACUCUUUUAGUGAUUUUGAGCAUAUAUUGUAGGUUGAAGUAUUCGUAGUUUGUGCUGAUUUAUUUUUACUUAUGUAAAAUCAUUUAUUAGAGACAUUGGCGAGGCCUUUUCUUUGGCAAUUACAUAUAUAUUUACAUACAUGCAUGAAACAUCGUUAAUUCCCCGUUUACUUUUUCAUAAAGCGGUUUCUUCGAGAUAAUACAUAUUCAAUUGUCACAAGCAUCUUUAUUAAUACUCUAAUAAAUUUUAAAGCUCAUAAUUUAAAGGUGGAAAUUAUUAUUUAAAUAUGAGGGUUGCCUAAUUUUAGGAAUCUCGAGUUUUCAAAUUUUCAAACCCAACAUAGUGAUUUUGACGAAAGCAGUCAAAACAAAUCACAAAAACUUCACACACGCCUUAAAGCUGCUCAAAUUUGCAUUUCGAUGCUUUUCAAAAAUUAACUAAAAAAAAUCGUAUCACGGAGGGAAGAAAUUCUAAAUUUUGAUUGAGUUAUUAAUUUGGAAUUUUAUUCUGGCUUAUAUUUUUCGAACAAAAACAGAGCUAUGAAUUCAGAUCCAGCUAUAAGAAAAGUGGUGCAAGUGGCCGAACAAGCCCAAUUGCCUGUACACGUGCCUGUGGUCUUGGGCAAUGAAUGCUUCAUCAUAACACAACAGGAUGUGCGUAGAAUUGAGGAUUCAAGAGUAUUUUCUUAUAAUAAGAUGAAUGCCAAAGGAGAAUUUGUACGAAUGGAUACUGCGGAUCCCAAUAAUGGCGCACGCGAUACUUUUUUGGCGAAUAUACGGCAGCCGACUGCGACCUGUAAUCAGCUAAACAUGGGUAUGCUGUCCGAACUGAUAGCGCGUGCGUGCAAUGUUGCCGCAACAAUACAACAGCAGCAACAAAUACAUCAACAGCAACAAUUGCAACCAGCCACACAAAUGGCAAUGCCUGAUUUGGUGCAAUACGUCCAACCAGGACAACUAAUACCAACCAUUACAGUUACACCAGCGCCAUUAACUGAUUUUUCACCAGCUACAGCAACCCUGCAACAGCAAUUGGAAUGGGCAAAGGCUAGCAACAAUAUGCUGACACCAACUUCAAUGUACCCAUUGCAUCACACUUCAGCCACAUCGACAACGGAAAUUGAACAUUCACCGUAUGCGCCACGAUCUACAGAGACCAGACGUCAGUACUGUACGCGCGCAUGUAAUACCAUGGACGUAGAUGAGAACUUGUUGCCGUUUUCAUAUUCUCCACACAUAUCACGAUCGGCAAACUGCUUGGGCGCGCGCCAACAAGCGAAACAACGUAAAAUGGCACAGUCCGGUUACUAAUUGCGAUUGAAAAAACAGACACC